Capsella rubella is the source of this 2247-nucleotide messenger RNA. RefSeq names its product protein ACCELERATED CELL DEATH 6. Gene Ontology annotation, molecular function: protein phosphatase 1 binding; protein phosphatase regulator activity. NCBI's taxonomy places the organism in Eukaryota, Viridiplantae, Streptophyta, Magnoliopsida, Brassicales, Brassicaceae. The coding region runs from base 1 to 2247 and encodes 748 amino acids. The transcript is spliced from 3 exons. The record is from RefSeq and is a predicted model, not a curated record. Gene Ontology annotation, cellular component: plasma membrane.
AUGGAAAAUGCUGAAGAAGGUCUAGAUGAGAUUGAGGCUCAGAGGCAAAGGGCAGGAGAUAAUCUUCAGGCCAGAGGAGACAACAACGAAAUGGAACCGCCAGAGUUUCUUCAGAAUCUCAUACUGGAGAAUAUUUUCGUCCUCCCCGAAGAAUAUGAGCCCAUGAAUCCCGAGAUCUUUUGCGCAUUUAGCGCAGGGAAUGAAGUAUCUUUUGACAGAAUGAGAGAGCAUAAUGUAAUAAUGGCAUGUUUCAAAAGUGAUCAAGGAGAUUCUGUUCUUCAUCUUGCAGCCGCUUCGGGUCGUCUUGCACUAGUGAAAUGCAUAGUCUCUGAAUGCCCAUCUCUUCUACUGGUGUCAAACAUAAAGCUUGAGCUUCCACUUCAUGUUGCCGCUCGUGCUGGUCAUUUAGCUGUUGUUGAGGCUCUUGUUCAGGCCGUAGGAUUUGUCUCAGCUAGACUUCAAGAUGAAGAUAAUGAGAGACUUAAUGUAUAUGUUAUGCGGGACAUAAAUGGAGACACUCCUCUUCACUUGGCCAUGAUGAAAGGGCGGAGACAUAUGAGGAUUGUUGACUGCCUGCUAACGGCCAACAAUACGGCUUCACUUCUGGCGAAUAAUGACAGAAUAUCUCCCUUGUAUAUGGCCAUAGAAGCUGCAGAUCGUCGACAUGUACAAGCAAUUUUAAGGACAGUACCCCGGGGUGGUGAUGACAGGAGAACCUUAAAUGAUCUCUUGCAUGGGAGAAAAGAUCUUGUACACGCUGCUUUGAAGUCCAAGAGUACAGAUAUCCUUGAUGAUCUCCUUGACAAAGACGCAAGUUUUUUGGAUGAACGAGAUGAAGAAGGCAUGACUGCUCUUUCAUUUGGAGCAUUGAUAGGGUUCUACAAAGGAGUAUGCAAGCUAUUAGACCGAUCAAUAGAGCAUGUUUUUGUAUGCAAUGACGAUGGAUCCUUUCCAACCCAUGUUGCUGUAGAGAAAGGUCACAAGAGAGUUACCAAAGAGAUUCUCAGGCGUUGCCCAGAUUCAAUUUAUCUGCUUAACAAACAAGGUCAGACCAUUCUGCAUACUGCAUCAAAGCGUGGGAAAGAUGCAUUUUUCGUUUUUCGUUAUACGAGGAAAACUGGUAAUGGUCUUCUUAUGGGGAAGCAAGAUGUGGAUGGGAAUACACUUUUGCAUCUGGCUACCUUAAACUGGCGCCCUCGUACACUUUAUGAACUUCUACAUCUUGACUAUGCAACAAGUAUCAUCGGCACACUGAACAAUAAGGGUUUAACAGCUGUGAAACUUGCCGAGACAAAUAUGCAAACCAACUACAUUUACAUGGAGGCGUUGUCUUGUUUGUUUGGAUUACAGAGGGUGACACUGAUGGUGUUAUUGUACUAUUACGCAUGUUCAAGAGGUGUCUCCCAGAUGUUUAAGCAAAAGAUAACAAAACGAUCAGGCCCACCAAUUGAUGGCAAUUACAAAGACUACGUCAACUCUCUUCUAGUGGUGGCAGCUCUUAUUGCAACCAUGACAUUUGCUGCUGGUUUUACACUACCAGGUGGAUUUAGCACCAGUCCUGACAGCAUGGGCAUGGCAAUUCUAGGCAACAAAAGUGAACUCCUCUAUUUUUUGGGAUUUGACGUUUUGGCAAUGCAGUGCUCCAUCGUAACGAUAAUUACUCUGUUAUGGGCGCAGCUGGGGGAUCCGUAUCUCAUGCAUAAAUCCUUAAAUGUGGCCUUGCCUACAUUGUCUUUGGCUAUAUUAUGCACGACAAUCGCGUUCUCUAUUGGCGUUUUUAUUGCAAUACCGCAUGGUAACAUCUUUUUGUUUAUCGUCCAUUCCUCGUUUGCGCUCCUCUUCUAUGUGAUUUUGUAUAUCGCUGGCCCUCACGUUCUGCUACAGGCACCUAACAUUCCUGCUAUCUUUGGAACGGUUAUAAUUCCAUUUUUUAUGUUUUUAAACGAAGACUGCGAAGACAGUUUAUCAAAGAUUAAAAGCCAAGAUUCCGUCCAAGACCAAGGCCCCGUCCAAGACCAAAAUCAAAAUCCCGUCCAAAACCAAGACCAGGUCCCCAUCCAAGACCAAGGUCAGAAUCCCGUACAAGACCAAAAUCAAAAUCUCGUCCAAAACCAAAACCAGGGUCCCCUCCAAAAUCAAAAUCAAGCCCCCAUUCAAGACCAAGGUCAGGACCCCGUCCAAGACCCAAAUCAGGCUCCCGUUGAAGACCAAGGCCAGGGUCUUGUCGAAGACCAAGGUCAUGACUGA